GAGGGAAGUUUCCGAUCUUGAAAUGUCUCUAGUUUGAAACAGGCUAACGGUACAUGUAUUAGACUCAGCUUUAUCAAGAAUCAUGUCCCUGCUGCAGUGUGUCUGCAGAUCAACAUGCAGUGGAGAAGACACAUCGCGGGGCUCGCUUUCAGUAUAGUUUUUGUUGUAUCAUAUUUCACUAAUAAGUUUGUCCUGUCAGUGUUAAAUUUCACCUAUCCAACCUUAUUUCAAGGAUGGCAGACAUUUAUUGGAGCUACCCUGCUUCUUCUCUCUGGGAAGUUUGGAUGGGUGGAAAUGAGCCACAUCUCCAGAUCAGCAGCUCUUUCCUGGCUUCCUGGCUCUCUCCUGUUUGUGGGAAACAUAUAUGCUGGUUCCAGGGCCUUAUCACGCAUAGACAUUCCUUUUUUCUUCACCCUUCAGAAUUCAUCUCAUGCUGUUAGUUACAUAAUCUUGAAGGCCGUCCAUAGAGAGAAGAUGCAAUGGCUGAAAUUAAUAAGCAUAAGCUUCAUGCUGCUCUCAGCUAUCAACCUCCCCCUCCAUGAUCCUCAGUUUGACUACAAUGGUUAUCUUUGGGCUGUUUGUCAUCUGCUCUGUGUCGGUGCAUACAGGGCGUUUCAAGUUCACUAUAAAGCCAGUAAUUUAAGUGACAUUGAACAACAGUGCAUUAACUACUUGUUCAGUGUUCUGCUGCUGGCCAUUGCUGCCCACCCAACAGGUGACCUCAUGGGUGCCUUGGAGUUCCCCUCCCUUCAGUCCCAUACUUUUCACUGUGGUUGCUGUGCCAGUGCACUGCUGGGGUUUUUGUUGCUGUUGGCCACAGUCAAACUAAAAAGUGGAUUGUCCCUCGAGCACUUCGGGGUCUGGAUAUUUCUGGCUAAGGUUACUGCGAUAUCCCUCUCCCCAUUUAUGUUUGACAUGGACAUUAGUAUUCCGUCUCUUCUUUGGUUCCAUGGUAAUGCCCGCUUGGUGAUUUUCAAUGUUUUUAAGUGCGUGGCUCCACUUACUUCUCCUAAUUUGAAGUUGUAUGGCUUCUUGCUGGGUGCACUCCCAUAGGCUGGUGUUUGCGAUGGUGUGCCAGUAGAUUCCCAGGUGGCAUCGGAGGCAGUGUCUGAUGAAUUUCUGUAGUUUGUUGAGUAUUUUGGUAGUAACUUUCCACAAUUUUAGUUUUCCACAUAUUACUUAGUGUGUUGACUCUUGUUCUUGCCUUUCCUAUUCUGGCUUUGACAUCUUCUCUGUUCCUCUGUCCACAGUAAAUAUGCUCCCAAGGUAUGUAAAGCUGUCUAACUCUUACUAGUUUAUGUGCUUUGUACUGCAUCUUAUGGUGAAUGUGUGCAAGUAGUGCUAUAACAUCAGCAAAAUGUAGAUCCUUUAGUUGUUUGUCCAGGCUCCAUUGAAUGCUGGUUCUGUUGUUGUUGAUUACUUGGUAUAUGAUCGGGUCCAUGCAGAGGAGGAAGACUGAGGGCGAGGGCAAACAUUCCUGUUGCAUGCCAGUCAGAACCUCAAAGGCUUCUCGUGGGCAUCUGUUACGAGGGAACUCAACACUGAGUCUCUUAGAGGGUGCUCUUGACAAUACAGAUGAACUUUGGUGGGAUGCUUUAGUGUGGAAUCAGUUUCCAAAAUGUCUCAGUUAACAAUGUCAAAGGUCAUUUAAAAUUAAUGAAACUGGCAUGGAGGGUGGCAAUUUGGUCUUCAUAAGUAAGGGUCUAUGAAAUAUGUCGUAAUUUUCUUCAGAGUCCAUGUUUUCGGUUUUAAUGUUUCUGGGUUCCGUUUUAUGAUUUAGGCAUGUCUUGUUAUCAUUAAGUGUCAAAUCUUAUGACUAUAAUGGUAGGGAAAAACCUUGAUUUUUAUAACUUAGAUCCACAUUUUGGCAAAUUCCUGGAUGUUCUAUGUUUUACAGAGAAAACGAGAAAAACCCACAUGAUGGUAAACAGUUGUCAGUCAGUUUGUUUUUGUCCUCAGUCUUCCAUCCACUGCUUUCUGAAGCCACUCCAUUUGAAUAUAGUCGAGCACCUGCCCUCAUAUUGAGAGCAGCAUUAUUCCCUUGAAGUUUCUGCACUCCUUUUUGGUCUCCUCUCUUGGGAAUCUUCACGAUUUCAUGUCCACAGUCCGACGGGACUUCAUUUACCUUCUAGAUAGCCUUCGUGAGAUGGUGAAGCAUACUUAAAAUUUCAGUGUAUAAAAUUGAACUGUAUUGAUCUUUGGGUUUAUGGGUUCCCAGCUGAUGAGGGUUUGUGGCGUCUUUGGAUAGCAUGAACCCUACUCCUUCAAGUGUGGUUUUCCAGGCCCAGUACCUCCUCAUCUCCUCUAUUACUGCCAUCUUUCCUCUUGUAUCCAUGAUAUUGGUGUUUUGUGUUGCAAUGUUGGUAGGUCAUCUUGGCGUCAGAAGAUUUAGAUACACCGUCUGCUUGUGUAUUUUUGUAUUCAUCAUCAUUUUCUCUUUAGCUUGGGAAAUUGAAGAGUCUUCCGUCCCAUGACUUUGGUAUUGUUUGGUUUUUAUCAGUGUUUCCGUAGCAUAUGUUUCUUACUGGUUGGAGUUGCUAACCCCCCAAACACAAUAUUCCACCAUUUUUGAUGUGUUUCUUAGUUGUUUUUUUACCCCCUCCCUUGGCCACUAAUCUUCAUGAUAAUGGAUUACAAUAUCACACCAAAUGGGGAAAGACAGUCUAAGGUUUAUGGACAAACUGUCUUGGUACUGAAAAAUAUGAAUAAUAUAAUGGACGAUCAACGAAUGUCAGCUCUUCUAGGUUCUAUGUGUUUUUCCUUAUUAUUUUACACCGGUACUACAGGGGUCAUUAUCCAUAAACCAUGAAUGAAUAGUACAUUUUGUUUCCUUGUGUUUGGUUUCAGUGUGGUCAUCAGUCAUGUUGGAGAGGCCCUGCUGGUGUACUCUCAGAGAGACUCACAGCUGUGACGAGGAAAUUGCAGCUCG
Molecule: messenger RNA, 2929 nt
Organism: Plectropomus leopardus (leopard coralgrouper)
Lineage: Eukaryota; Metazoa; Chordata; Actinopteri; Perciformes; Serranidae
Source: RefSeq, a predicted model, not a curated record